AAAUACCAGUAGAGAGAGAAACCUCUGUUUUGCCGUUACUUACUCUUCUUCUUCGCCGGAAACUUGAGAACUCACAGUUCCAUUUUUAUCAUAGAAUCAAAUAUAAAGAUAAUCAAAAGCGGUUGAAGAAGGAGAAGAGAUUGAGAUUGAAUUUCGUUUUCUUUAUUGAAGGAAUUUCAGGAAGUUCUGCAUAUGUGAUCGGCAUUGCGUUCGUGAAGGAAGAUUUUGAUUGAUCCAGUUUGAGUUUAUUGGAAAUGGCUGGAGCACUCACUUUAAGUGUUGGAUCUCUUGUUUGGUUGGAAGAUCCUGAUGUGGCAUGGAUAGAUGGAGAAGUCACAGAGGUUAAUGGUGAUAAUUUAAAGGUUCUUUGCUCGUCAGGGAAAACGGUUGAUGUGAAGUCUAACACUAUAUACCCCAAAGAUGCUGAAGCACCAGCAUGUGGAGUUGAUGAUAUGACAAAGUUGGCAUAUUUGCAUGAGCCAGGAGUUCUACAAAAUUUGAGGUCCAGAUACGAUAUUAAUGAAAUAUAUACAUACACAGGGAACAUACUUAUAGCCGUGAAUCCCUUUAUGAGACUACCACAUCUAUAUGAUAGCCAUAUGAUGGCCCAAUAUAAAGGGGCCGACUUUGGUGAAUUGAGUCCCCACCCUUUUGCUGUUGCUGAUGCAGCGUACAGACAAAUGAUCGGUGAUGGAAUAAGCCAGGCUAUUUUGGUCAGUGGUGAGAGCGGUGCAGGUAAAACAGAAAGCACAAAAUUGCUUAUGCGUUACCUUGCUUACAUGGGAGGAAGGGGAGAAACUGAAGGUAGGACAGUUGAACAGCAAGUGUUGGAGUCAAAUCCAGUUCUGGAAGCUUUUGGUAAUGCAAAAACCGUAAGAAAUAACAACUCGAGUCGUUUUGGGAAGUUUGUUGAGCUCCAGUUUGACCAAAAGGGAAAGAUCUCUGGAGCUGCUGUCAGAACUUACUUGCUUGAAAGAUCACGUGUUUGCCAAAUAUCUGAUCCUGAGAGGAACUAUCACUGUUUUUACAUGCUUUGUGCCGCACCACCAGAGGACGUGAAAAGGUUCAAAUUAGGGAACCCAAGAACUUUCCAUUACCUUAAUCAAACAAAUUGUUUUGAGCUUGACGGUUUGGACGAUGCUAAAGAGUAUCUUGAAACAAGAAGAGCUAUGGACAUUGUUGGAAUAAGUUCUGAGGAGCAAGAUGGUAUUUUCCGAGUAGUGGCUUCUAUUCUUCAUCUUGGGAACAUUGAGUUUUCUAAGGGGGAGGAAGCUGACUCGUCCAUGCCUAAAGAUGAAAAGUCUUGGUUCCAUCUGAAAACUGCAUCAGAGCUGUUAAUGUGUGAUCCAAAAGCUUUAGAAGAUUCCCUUUGUAAAAAGGUAAUUGUAACCCGGGAUGAGACCAUUACAAAAUGGCUGGACCCAAAAUCAGCUACUACCAGUAGAGAUGCGUUAGCAAAAGUGAUUUACUCAAGGUUGUUUGAUUGGCUUGUGGAUAAGAUUAAUAAUUCAAUCGGUCAAGACCCUGAUUCAAAGGUUUUAAUUGGAGUUUUGGAUAUCUAUGGUUUUGAAAGCUUCAAGACAAACAGUUUUGAACAGUUUUGCAUUAACUUAACCAACGAGAAACUUCAGCAGCACUUCAAUCAGCAUGUUUUCAAAAUGGAGCAAGAAGAGUAUACAAAGGAAGAAAUCAACUGGAGCUACAUUGAGUUUGUUGAUAAUAAAGACAUUCUGGAUCUUAUUGAAAAGAAACCUGGUGGCAUAAUAGCUCUUCUUGAUGAAGCUUGUAUGUUCCCCAGAUCAACAAAUGAAACAUUUGCUCAAAAGCUGUACCAGACAUUUACCCAACAUAAGCGUUUCAGUAAACCAAAGCUAUCACGUACCGAUUUCACUGUUCACCAUUAUGCUGGUGAUGUGACAUACCAAACUGAACUAUUUCUGGACAAGAACAAAGAUUAUGUCAUUGCUGAACAUCAAGAUCUUUUGACUGCUUCAACUUGUUCUUUUGUGUCUGGUUUAUUCCCAUCUAGUGUGGAUUCCUCUAAACAAUCAAAAUUUUCUUCAAUAGGGACACGAUUCAAGCAACAAUUACAAACAUUGCUGGAAACGCUAAGCUCCACAGAACCUCAUUACAUUCGUUGCGUAAAGCCUAAUAACCUUCUUAAGCCAGCAAUUUUUGAAAACCAGAAUGUCCUUCAGCAGUUAAGAUGCGGGGGUGUCCUUGAGGCAAUUAGGAUUAGUUGUGCUGGGUAUCCCACAAGAAAACCUUUCUAUGAGUUUCUUCAUCGAUUUGGCAUACUUGUUCCUGAUGUUUUGGAUGGGAGUUCUGAUGAGAUUGCUGCUUGUAAGAGGCUCCUGGAAAAGGUCGGACUACAGGGCUAUCAGAUUGGCAAGACAAAGGUGUUUCUAAGGGCUGGACAGAUGGCAGAUCUGGAUGCCCGCAGAAUCGAGAUUUUGGGAAAAUCAGCAAGCAUUAUUCAGAGGAAAGCCCGGUCUUACAUGGCUAAGAAAAGCUUUAUUUUGUUGCGUGGUUCUACAAUAAGGAUACAAUCAAUCUGCAGAGGACAACUUGUCAGGAAAGUUUACGAGGACAUGAGAAGGGAAGCUGCUGCUCUGAGAAUUCAGAGAAACUUGCGCAUGUAUCUUGCAAAGAAAACUUAUGAAAAACUAUGCAGUUCUUCCAUUUCUAUUCAGACUGGUAUGCGAGGGAUGGCUGCACGAAAUAUGCUUCGCUUCAGAAGGCAAACAAAAGCAGCAAUCAUAAUUCAGAGUCAUUGUCGCCGGUUCAUAGCUCAGUUGUACUACAGUAAGCUAAAGAAAGCUGCAAUUACUACUCAAUGUUUAUGGCGUGGAAAAGUUGCUCGUAAAGAAUUACAAAAGCUGAAAAUGGCUGCAAAGGAGACUGGUGCUCUGCAAGCUGCCAAGAACAAGCUGGAGAAGCAAGUUGAAGAGCUAACAUGGCGCUUACAGCUGGAGAAACGUUUGAGGUCUGACUUAGAAGAAGCCAAAACACAAGAAAAUUCCAAGCUCCAGUCUGCUUUGGAAGAGAUGAAGAAUCAAUUCCAACAAGCUAAGGAAACUUUUGCAAAGGAGCGUGUAGCAGUCAAAACGGAAGUAGAGCAAAUCCCUAUUAUACAGGAAGUCCCAGUAAUUGACCAUGAAAUGGUACAUAAGUUGACUGCUGAAAAUGAUGAACUGAAGGUUAUGAUAAGUUCUUUGGAAAAGAGAAUUGAUGAAACAGAGAAAAAGUAUGAAGAGGAAAAGAAACUUAGCCAGGAGAGGUUAAAGCAGGCAUUGGACGCCGAGUCAAACAUAAUAAAACUGAAGACUGAUAUGAGAAGCCUUCAAGAAAAGGUUUUUGACAUGGAGUCUGAGAAUAAAAUUCUCCGUCAGCAGUCAUUAGUUAAUACUACUGUUAGAAGGGUCCCCGAACAGCCCCAAAUACCACUUGCGAAGCUUUUGGAUAAUGGUCAUUAUGGGAAUGAAGAUAUUAGCAUUAGUGAACCUGAAACUCCAACACCUGUGAAGAAGUUUGGGACAGAAUCUGAUAGCAAACUCAGGAGAUCAAUAAUUGAUCGCCAACAUGAGAAUGUCGAUGCACUUGUCAACUGUGUCAUUAAAGAUGUAGGAUUCAGUCAGGGAAAGCCUGUUGCAGCCUUCACGAUUUACAAAUGCCUUCUCCACUGGAAAUCAUUUGAGGCUGAGAGGACUAGUGUGUUUGAUCACCUUAUUCAAAUGAUUGGUUCAGCUAUUGAGAAUCAGGAUGACAAUGAUCAUAUGGCUUAUUGGCUAUCAAAUACUUCUACAUUGUUGUAUUUGCUACAAAAAAGCUUAAAAGCUUCUGGUACCACAAAUCGAAAACCACCAAAUCCGACAUCACUUUUUGGGAGAAUGGCAUUGGGAUUCCGUUCUUCUUCUUUUUCGCAAAUGGCUCCACCUGUAAUUGAGGUAGUGAGGCAAGUUGAGGCCAAAUACCCUGCUCUUCUUUUCAAGCAGCAGCUCACUGCAUAUGUGGAGAAGAUCUAUGGCAUAAUUCGUGAUAAUUUGAAAAAGGAGUUGACAUCAUCGCUUUCCUUGUGUAUUCAGGCACCGAGAACAUUAAAAGGAAAUGUGCUGAGAGGAGCCCGAUCAUUUGGGAAAGAUUCUCCACCUAGUCAUUGGCAGUUAAUUGUUGAAUCUCUCAACUCUCUUCUCAAUACCCUGAAAGAAAAAUUUGUCCCAACAAUUCUUGUACAGAAAAUCUUCACUCAGAAUUUCUCAUACAUAAAUGUGCAACUCUUCAAUAGCCUUCUACUUCGUCGAGAGUGUUGUACUUUUAGCAAUGGGGAAUAUGUGAAAUCUGGUUUGGCAGAAUUAGAGUUGUGGAGCUGUCAUGCAAAAGAUGAGUAUGCAGGAUCAUCAUGGGAUGAACUUAAACACAUAAGACAAGCUGUUGGAUUCUUGGUCAUACAUCAAAAGUACAGGAUCUCAUACGAUGAAAUCACCAAUGAUCUAUGCCCAAUUCUGAGUGUUCAGCAACUCUAUAGAAUUUGUACCUUAUACUGGGAUGAUAACUACAAUACUCGAAGUGUAUCUCCAGAUGUCAUUUCUGGCAUGAGAAUACUAAUGACUGAAGAUUCAAACAAUGCCGACAGCAAUUCAUUUUUAUUGGACGACAAUUCCAGCAUUCCCUUCUCAGUGGACGAUCUAUCAAGUUCAUUAAAUGAUAAAGAAUUUACAGAUGUAAAGCCUUCAGCCGAACUUCUUGAGAAUCCACUCUUUCAAUUCCUGGAUGAAUGAGGGAGGGCUGAGGAACAUAGUAUCAAAAUCAUUGGUUUAAUUGUUUUGAUUCUAUAAUUCUUUAUUUAUUUUGUAUAGUUUUUCAUCUAUACAUAUACAUUAUAUAGGCAAAAGUAUAAUAUUAUAUGAUAAAAAAAAAGAAGACCAUAGUUGGUUGGUGGUUAGUGUUUUUGUUCCUGUGGCCACCUAUUUCAAUGUAAUUGACUCAGAUUAUUGGUUUUGGUUAAUAAUACAUUGUUGGAGAUUCAAGUUUUUGGUU
Messenger RNA from Impatiens glandulifera, 5037 nucleotides. RefSeq names its product myosin-6-like. Gene Ontology annotation, biological process: actin filament organization; vesicle transport along actin filament. The record is from RefSeq and is a predicted model, not a curated record. Bases 255 to 4778 code for a protein of 1507 amino acids. NCBI's taxonomy places the organism in Eukaryota, Viridiplantae, Streptophyta, Magnoliopsida, Ericales, Balsaminaceae. The transcript has 39 exons. Gene Ontology annotation, cellular component: cytoplasm; myosin complex; actin cytoskeleton. Gene Ontology annotation, molecular function: actin filament binding; ATP binding; microfilament motor activity.